This is a messenger RNA of Dendrobium catenatum, 1328 nucleotides long. Its product is annotated as pectin acetylesterase 12. The transcript is spliced from 12 exons. Gene Ontology annotation, molecular function: pectin acetylesterase activity. The record is from RefSeq and is a predicted model, not a curated record. Gene Ontology annotation, biological process: cell wall organization. NCBI's taxonomy places the organism in Eukaryota, Viridiplantae, Streptophyta, Magnoliopsida, Asparagales, Orchidaceae. Gene Ontology annotation, cellular component: plant-type cell wall. The coding region runs from base 135 to 1328 and encodes 397 amino acids.
UCCAUUAAUGUUGAUUUGCUGGUUUCUUAAAAAGCAUUGCGUUUUCCUGGAGGACAUCCAGCGCCUUUUCACGAGCUCGAAGAGCUGGUGGAAGUCUGGGAGAUUAGGGGGGAGUCAGAGAGAGAAAGAGCGCCAUGAGGAGCAUUUGGGUUUCUGGGAUUAUUAUGUUGGUUUUUGCGAAUUCUAUUUGCUGUUCUGAUGAGAAUUUUGAGUCUUCAGACAGCCCUUUGCAAGUGGGUCUUACACUCAUUCAGACGGCAGAAGCUACAGGAGCUGUAUGUUUGGAUGGAACCUUACCCGGUUACCAUCUUCAUCGCGGCUUUGGAUCAGGAACAAAUAGCUGGCUUGUCCAAUUGGAGGGUGGAGGUUGGUGCAAUGAUAUAAAUUCAUGUGUGUACCGCAAAAAAUCUCGCCGAGGUUCCUCAACCUACAUGGAGAAAGUUUUGCAAUUUACUGGGAUAUUGAGCAACAAACCUGAAGAAAAUCCUGAUUUCUACAACUGGAACAGAGUUAAGCUCCGUUACUGUGAUGGUGCAUCCUUCAGUGGUGAAGGCUCCAAUGAGGCUGCAUCUCUUCAAUUUCGAGGCCAACGCAUUUGGGUAGCUGCCAUGGAAGAUUUGAUGUUCAAUGGAAUGAAGGAUGCAACACAGGCGCUUCUUUCUGGCUGUUCUGCUGGCGGAUUGGCAUCCAUACUGCAUUGUGAUGAAUUUCAUAAUUUAUUCCAAGGAAAUACCAAAGUUAAAUGCCUUGCUGAUGCUGGCAUGUUCCUUGAUGCUGUUGAUGUAGCUGGAGGUCGCACUCUAAGGAACUUCUACAACGGUGUAGUAACCUUACAGGGGGUUUCAAAGAACUUGCCAGAGUAUUGCGCAUCGAGAAUGGAUGCAACUUCGUGCUUUUUUCCAGAGAACCUGGUGGCCAAUAUUAAGACUCCACUCUUUCUGUUAAAUGCCGCAUAUGAUGUAUGGCAGAUCCAUGAAAGUUUGGCCCCAGUUACAGCUGACCCCAAAGGUUAUUGGAAAUCAUGCAAAUCAAAUCAUGCUAAUUGCAAUGCAAGUCAAAUUCAAUUCUUGCAAGAUUUUCGUGAUGAGAUGAUUAAUUCCAUUGAAGGGUUCACCUUAUCACAGCAGAAUGGAUGGUUUAUUAAUUCAUGCUUUGCACAUUGCCAAACUGAGAGGCAGGAUACUUGGUUUGGAACUGAUUCCCCUGCCAUUGCCAAUGAGGGAAUUGCACAAUCUAUUGGUGACUGGUACUUUGAAAGAAAAACGGUGCAGGAAAUAGACUGUCCCUAUCCUUGUGACAAAACUUGUCACAACCUCGUAUUUAGUUAA